AUGCCGCAAAACGUAUAUGACAACCCCGAGUUCUUCCAGCGGUACAGAGACCUCCGCCAGAACGACACAGGCCUGAAUGGAGCUCUGGAAGUGCCCGCCUUUCAGAAAUUACUCCCCAGCCUGGUUGGGCUGCAGAUUCUCGAUCUAGGAUGCGGCUUCGGCGAAUUUGCUCGGUACGGACGCUCUCAGGGCGCAGCGUACGUCGAGGCAAUCGACGUGUCAGAAAAGAUGGUUGCCGAGGCGAGAAGCCUCACCGCAGACGACAAGAUCAACUUCAUGUGUCGCUCGAUCGAGAGUCAUUCACCCGAAAUCGAGACCUUCGAUUUGGUCACGUCCUCCAUGGCCCUGCACUACAUCAGCGACUACAAGGCUGUGGUUCAGACAGUUUGGAGGUGCCUCGUGCAGGGAGGAAUGUUCGUCUUCUCGGUCGAGCACCCGUCCUGCACGGCGAAUCCGGUCGGAUGGAUACGGGACGAGGAUGGCACAGCGCUCCACUGGCCACUAGACAGAUACCAAAGCGAGGGUGAGCGUCGGACGUCGUGGUUUAUCGAAGGGGUUACGAAAUACCAUCGCACGGUUGAAACUUAUGUCAACACGUUGAUCGAGCAAGGCUUUCAGCUGACCCAUCUGGGAGAGCCCAAGCCCUUGGAUGGACAUGUGAGCAGACGCCCCUGGCUGCUGGAAACUUUGAAGCGGCCGCCUGUCCUUCUGUUGGCCGCGAAGAAGACUUGA
This is a messenger RNA of Exophiala spinifera, 732 nucleotides long. RefSeq lists its product as uncharacterized. Gene Ontology annotation, molecular function: S-adenosylmethionine-dependent methyltransferase activity. The record is from RefSeq and is a predicted model, not a curated record. The transcript has a single exon. The coding region runs from base 1 to 732 and encodes 243 amino acids. Lineage: Eukaryota; Fungi; Ascomycota; Eurotiomycetes; Chaetothyriales; Herpotrichiellaceae.